Molecule: messenger RNA, 1210 nt
Organism: Salvia miltiorrhiza (redroot sage)
Lineage: Eukaryota; Viridiplantae; Streptophyta; Magnoliopsida; Lamiales; Lamiaceae
Product: 60S ribosomal protein L7a-2
Exons: 6
Coding region: 276-1052 (258 amino acids)
Biological process (GO): ribosome biogenesis
Cellular component (GO): ribonucleoprotein complex
Source: RefSeq, a predicted model, not a curated record
UCAACUCUAUCGAAUCGUCAAAUUAUUUGAUUAUGAAUUAUUCGAGUAGAAAUUUUAUUGAGUUAAACUUUUUUAACCUCGAUUUUCUUAAAUUUUGAGUUGUCGGUCUAUUUGGGCCAACCCACUCGAGUAAGAUCCAUAUGAUUUUUACGAAAUUGAAGGGGUUAUUAUUCACUACUUCUACUUCUGUUGAGGUAUAUAAUUUAGGGUUUCGCAGCCGUUUGUAAACCCUCUCACAGUCUCACUCAUUUCAUCGCAGCAGCAGCAGAAGAGAAAUGGCGCCGAAGAAGGGUGCGAAGCUUCCGGCAGCUGCCAAGAAGAAGGCGGAGAAAGUUGUUAACCCGCUGUUCGAGAAGAGGCCAAAGCAAUUCGGGAUCGGCGGCGCCCUCCCACCUAAGAAGGAUCUUCACAGGUUUGUGAGAUGGCCGCAAGUCGUGCGGAUUCAGCGCAAGAAGAUGAUCUUGAAGCAGCGCUUGAAGGUGCCGCCGCCAAUUCACCAGUUCUCGAAAACCCUGGACAAGAAUUUGGCAACUAGCCUCUUCAAGAUGCUUCUCAAAUAUAGGCCUGAGGAUAGAGCACAAAAGAAAGAGCGACUUUUGAAGAGAGCUCAAGCUGAGGCUGAGGGCAAAACUCCCGAGACUAAGAAACCAAUUGUGGUGAAGUAUGGGCUGAACCACGUGACUUAUCUGAUCGAGCAGAACAAGGCUCAGUUGGUUGUCAUUGCCCAUGAUGUCGAUCCUAUUGAGCUGGUUGUGUGGCUACCUGCUUUGUGCAGGAAGAUGGAGAUCCCAUACUGCAUUGUCAAGGGCAAAGCUAGAUUGGGAAGUAUUGUCCACAAGAAAACUGCCUCUGUUCUGUGCUUGACCUCAGUAAAGAACGAGGACAAGAUGGAGUUUAGCAAAAUCCUUGAGGCUAUCAAGGCCAACUUCAACGACAAAUAUGACGAGACCAGGAAGAAGUGGGGAGGUGGUGUCAUGGGAUCAAAGUCACAGGCCAAGACCAAGGCUAAGGAGAGGGUUCUUGCCAAGGAGGCUGCUCAGAGGAUAAUCUAAGUAGUCCAUUAGUUAGUGUCAAAUGAGAGAGCUCUUAUUCUGCAAUUGCUUUACCCACAUCAAACAUGAAUUUUGUUUUUGUUUGAAUGCAACGUUUUGUUUCUGUUUGGAGUACCCUUGGAAUAGACUAUCUAAAUGGAUAAAUCUUUGUUCCUCAA